UGGUGGUGGAAGAAGAUUAAUACGUAAGCUAACAAGCUCUGCCCCCCUUAUUCAGCCGUGCAACCUUGCAGCCCAGGGAUCGGGUUCCAGUAUCUAAUUUUAAAAAUUACUUGUCCAGUUCUAACUUUGACCUGUUUGCCAGAUCUUUUUCCACCACGGCACCAACGACAAAUAUCCUAACUUCAUUGUUCUUCACCUGGAUUGAUUUCAGCAUCCCACCAAUCUGAUACUCAAUCAUACCGCUUUUGAUUCGACAGAGCACUUUGGCAAUAUCGAAUCUCACCUUCUCUACGUGACACAAUGGCUUCUCGUAUUCAGAUUCCCCUUGACGUCUUGACGUCGCGCCUGAACAUUCAGGAUCGCUUCGCCGGGUUUCGCAACACCUCUCUCUCCAGCCGGUUCGCUAAUAUGCGUCCCGUUGGUGAGUUUCUCGACUUCAAGCGCUUGUCUAAGCCAGAGAACUUCGGCGAGGUCCAGUCGCGUGUCAAUUACAACUUAGGCACCUUCGCAAGCAACUACCUCUUGGUCAUCGUUCUUCUCAGUGUUUACGCCUUGAUUACGAACCCUCUUCUGCUUUUCGACAUUAUACUCCUGGGUGGUGGAUUAUGGCUCCUCGGCCGACUCAACGGACAGGACCUCACCAUUGGUACCUUCCACGCCACCUCCUCCCAGCUGUAUACCGGAUUGCUCGUUACCUGUGGUCUUCUAUUUCUUAUUGCGUCGCCUUUCAGCACUGUCCUAUGGCUGAUCGGUGCAAGUGGCGUGGUCAUCUUCGGCCACGCUUCUUUUAUGGACAAGCCUAUCGAUGAGGCUUUUUCCGGGGAGGCGGUCUAGGUGGUCGGCCGCGAGCUCCCAAAUCUGCGCCCCAAUGGGGAAGACCAUCGAGGCGCCCGCGAAGAGGAAGGGGAGAAGAGGAGGAAGACAACGUAUGGGGUACUGGGCGCCGCGUUGUGGAGGAGUUAGGAAGCGAGAACGAGAUGGAUAUACAAGGUACUGAUUUGGUAACGACAUCGGGUAAUAGACGGUUUGCUAGUGAUCCACUUCGGUUCACAGGAAUAGAUUUGAGCAGUGGCGGCCAGCCACGGAACGGUUAUGCUUAUCAACAUUCGGACGACGAAAACGACUCAACCGAAGACGACUCGGAGGCUGCAUCUGAAGAAGACGAAGACGAAGACGAUGAGAAUUCAGCUCUUAGGAGGGAACUUGACGAGGCUCUAGUGCAAUCAGCCCUUGCGAGGAUACGGAGAGCCCAAGCCAAGGGCAAGGCGGACGUCAAACUAAAUAAGGAGGAGCUUGCAGCUCUUGAACGUAGGCGGAAACGCUUACAAGCCGAGAAAGACGCAAGACGACGUAGCGGAAGUGAUCGGA
This is a messenger RNA of Daldinia caldariorum, 1368 nucleotides long. RefSeq names its product prenylated rab acceptor 1. Bases 301 to 834 code for a protein of 177 amino acids. Lineage: Eukaryota; Fungi; Ascomycota; Sordariomycetes; Xylariales; Hypoxylaceae. The record is from RefSeq and is a predicted model, not a curated record. Gene Ontology annotation, cellular component: Golgi apparatus. The transcript has a single exon.